This is a messenger RNA of Poecilia reticulata (guppy), 1906 nucleotides long. RefSeq names its product alpha-methylacyl-CoA racemase (gene amacr). NCBI's taxonomy places the organism in Eukaryota, Metazoa, Chordata, Actinopteri, Cyprinodontiformes, Poeciliidae. Gene Ontology annotation, molecular function: alpha-methylacyl-CoA racemase activity. Gene Ontology annotation, biological process: bile acid metabolic process. Gene Ontology annotation, cellular component: mitochondrion. The record is from RefSeq and is a predicted model, not a curated record.
CGCCACCAGGAAGUUUAUUCAUGAAUCUCGUUACCUUUGCACCGCAGCGAAACCUGAAAGUUGCCCGACCAGGAGGAGUUAGCGUUCCCCGCAUAAGACAGGGUGAAACUCCUGCGUCCUCUGUCUGUCUUCCAUCCCGUCAUAUCUUUGAGCAACACCGCAGAAGCGGUCGCGGAGUAAACCACGCGUGUCUAUCUGGACUUAUUAUUGAAUGCCAGCUGAACUAUAGGCUACGCUGUCUGUUUUGUAUCCCUCACAGUUUACUUGAAUUUAAGGUCAACCCAUUAGCCAGUGACCCAUCUGUUGUGUGUGUUCCGCUGUUCAAACAGCUAACUUCAGUCUAAAGAUAAAGGAGCCGGUCAUUCUGAGCCGAGUCUCCAGCUCUUUGUCCUUCGGAGUUCUGAGCUGACUGAGAUCUUGGCAGUCAUGGCACUGCUGGGAGUGAAAGUCAUCGAGUUGGCGGGUCUGGCCCCUGCACCAUUCUGUGGCAUGAUCUUGGCAGACUUUGGAGCCAAGGUGAUCCGUGUGGACCGCACCAAGGUUUUCUCAACUCUGGACACUCAAGCUCGCGGCAAACGGUCCAUUUCCCUCAACCUGAAAAUGCCAGAGGGCGUGGCUUUGCUCAGGCGGCUCUGCGUUCAGUCGGAUGUUGUCCUCGAACCCUAUCGCAAAGGCGUUAUGGAAAAACUGGGUCUUGGUCCAAGUGAGUUACUUUCAGAAAAUCCACGUCUGAUCUACGCUCGGUUGACAGGAUAUGGCCAGAGUGGGUGCUACGCUUCUGCAGCUGGACAUGACAUCAACUACCUCGCCAUGUCAGGCCUUUUGUCCCAGCUGGGUCGGAGUGGAGAGAAGCCCUACGCGCCUUUGAAUCUGGUAGCAGAUUUUGCUGGUGGUGGUCUUACUUGUGCUCUGGGGAUCGUCUUAGCCCUGCUGGAGCGCACAAAGUCGGGGAAAGGACAGAUCAUUGACGCUAGCAUGGUGGAAGGAGCAGCAUUUACAGGUUCGUUUAUAUGGAAAUCUCGUAAACUUGGUUUGUGGAGUCGCCCCAGGGGAGAAAAUUUUUUGGACAGCGGAGCUCCCUUCUACGACACAUACAAGACUCUGGAUGGAAAAUACCUGGCUGUGGGCGCCAUAGAAACAGAGUUUUACAGCCAGCUGCUUAAGGGCUUAGAAUUAGACGCUGGAGAGCUGCCUCCUCAGAUGAGUUUCAGCGAUUGGCCGGAGCUCAAGCAGCUCUUCACAGAGCGCUUCGCCUCAAAGACCCAGGCGGACUGGUUGAUGAUUUUUGACGGAACCGAUGCCUGCGUCACACCUGUGUUGUCUUUGGACCAGGUGAGCGCUCACCCUCACAACCGAGAGAGAGGCUCUUUCAUGAAGGACUCCAGCGGGGAGGAGUUCCCCCGGCCAGCUCCGGUUCUGUCUCGGACUCCCGCUGAGCCCUGUCUCGCUUCCAACCCGGCAGUGGGAGAACACACGGUCGAGGUCCUGCUGGACUACGGCUACACUUCAGCAGAGAUAGACGAGAUGUUGGCAGCUGGCGUUGUGCAGUGCAGUGCUGGCAAGGCAAAGCUGUAGAAUAAGGUGUCAAUAGAUCUUUGAUGAUCAAGUUGAAAAACAGAAAGGGGGACAUUUUAUUUUAGUAAUUUCAGUGAAGAUGAAAAAAUAAUUAUUGUGUGUAAGAGCCACAAAACAUUAACAAAAGGUAGGGAAGACCUUUUUUUUGUGUUUGAGGCUGAAUCUAGGCUGAACUUCCUGAGUGACCUGACAUAAACACUCUCACUUGUGAAGCGAGUGUGUCUCGACUUAAUGUUGUUGAGGUCCAUGCACUUGCUCCCACAGGUUACCUGGAUAUCUUUUUAGUUUUUUUAGUUCUAAAAUUGAAAAUAAAUAUGCUAUUCUACAGCUA